This is a messenger RNA of Capronia epimyces CBS 606.96, 495 nucleotides long. RefSeq lists its product as uncharacterized. The coding region runs from base 1 to 495 and encodes 164 amino acids. NCBI's taxonomy places the organism in Eukaryota, Fungi, Ascomycota, Eurotiomycetes, Chaetothyriales, Herpotrichiellaceae. The record is from RefSeq and is a predicted model, not a curated record. The transcript is spliced from 3 exons.
AUGCCUCAACCACAACCUGUAGGACCGAGGGCGCCAAAGGACGAUUUCAUGAAGGCUCUGGGCUUGAGUACCACCGAUCCACGCCACGAGGGCUACUAUCGAGCGAUGCGGGAGGAAGCAAUCGCUGUAUACAGCAGGCUGAAUUCCGAUCGAACCAGUCUGAUAGACGAAAAACGUAACGAUGGAUCAACAACGCCGCCCUUCUUUUGGCACCACAUCCGUCAAGACCGUCGUCGGCAAGCCAUCAUCGACACAUGGCAACAGGCGAAACCGGGCACCAUUCAACGUACACUGUUUGAUCGAGGCGCAACAACCGGUGAACAUGCUCCCAACUGGGUAACUCUGUGGCUGCUAUACAGUGUCUUUCGGUCCCGAGAUAUCCGUAACAAUCGCAAUCGGCGGGCUGGAGAGGGCGGUAGUGGCGGAGGUCAGAGUUCUGGGUCCCACGAUGCCGCGAUAUUUGAUCCGGCUAGAGACAAAUAUGUGCGUCGCUGA